Molecule: messenger RNA, 3308 nt
Organism: Loxodonta africana (African savanna elephant)
Lineage: Eukaryota; Metazoa; Chordata; Mammalia; Proboscidea; Elephantidae
Gene: KIF19
Product: kinesin family member 19
Exons: 20
Coding region: 75-3080 (1001 amino acids)
Biological process (GO): microtubule-based movement
Molecular function (GO): microtubule motor activity; microtubule binding; ATP binding
Source: RefSeq, a predicted model, not a curated record
GGGACCCAGCGGCCGUGGGGGUGCGCCUGGCUAUGCCCGGCGUCGCGGCCUGAGCCCCUCCACCCGCCGCAAGCAUGAAGGACAGCGGGGACUCCAAGGACCAGCAACUCAUGGUGGCGCUUCGGAUCAGGCCCAUCAGUGUGGCAGAACUGGAGGAAGGAGCCACCCUCAUUGCCCAUAAAGUGGAUGAGCAGAUGGUGAUUCUCAUGGACCCCAUGGAGGACCCUGAUGACAUCCUGCGGGCUCACCGCUCCCGGGAAAAGUCCUACCUGUUUGACGUGGCCUUUGACUUCACUGCCACCCAGGAGAUGGUGUAUCAGGCCACCACCAAGAGCCUUAUUGAAGGCGUCAUCUCGGGCUACAACGCCACUGUCUUUGCCUACGGCCCCACUGGCUGUGGGAAAACCUACACCAUGCUGGGCACAGACCAUGAGCCGGGCAUCUACGUCCGAACCCUCAAUGACCUCUUCCACGCCAUCGAGGAGACCAGCAAUGACAUGGAGUAUGAGGUGUCCAUGUCCUACCUGGAGAUCUACAACGAGAUGAUCCGGGACCUGCUGAACCCCGCCCUGGGAUACCUGGAGCUGAGGGAGGACUCCAAGGGGGUGAUCCAAGUGGCAGGAAUCACCGAGGUCUCCACCAUCAAUGCCAAAGAGAUCAUGCAGCUGCUGAUGAAGGGGAACCGGCAGAGGACGCAGGAGCCCACAGCUGCCAACCAGACUUCGUCGCGCUCUCACGCUGUGCUCCAGGUGGCUGUGCGCCAGCGCAGCCGCAUCAAGGACAUCCUGCAGGAGGUGCGGCAGGGCCGCCUCUUCAUGAUUGACCUGGCCGGCUCGGAGCGCGCCUCCCAGACACAGAACCGGGGGCAGCGCAUGAAGGAGGGCGCCCACAUCAACCGCUCCCUGCUGGCCCUGGGCAACUGCAUCAAUGCGCUGAGUGACAAGAGCAGCAACAAGUACAUCAACUAUCGCGACAGCAAGCUCACCCGGCUCCUGAAGGACUCCCUAGGGGGGAACAGCCGCACGGUGAUGAUAGCCCACAUCAGCCCAGCGAGCAGUGCCUUUGAGGAAUCCCGGAACACCUUGACCUACGCCGGCCGGGCCAAGAACAUUAAGACCAGGGUGAAGCAGAAUCUGCUGAGUGUCUCCUACCACAUCGCCCAGUACACCAGCAUCAUUGCUGACCUUCGGGGCGAGAUCCAGAGGCUCAAGAGCAAGAUUGAUCAGCAGGGGGGGCGGGGGCCGGCCCGGGGCCGGCUGGAGCGGGGUGACCUCAGCCACAUCCAAGCAGAGGCCCGGUUGCACAGUGGGCAGGGGGAGCAGACCGAGAUGGCUCAGCUGCGGGAACAGCUCAUCAGCGCCUUCCAGGAGCAGAUGGAUGUGCGGAGACGCCUGCUGGAGCUGGAGAACCACGCCAUGGAGGUCCAGAUUGACACCUCCCGCCACCUGCUCACCAUCGCUGGCUGGGAGCACGAGAAGUCUCGCCGGGCCCUCAAGUGGCGGGAGGAGCAGCGGAAGGAGUCGUUCACCAAGGAUGACAGCGAGAAGGACUCGGACACAGGCGAUGACCAGCCAGACAACCUUGAGCCACCUGAGGUGGCCUCAGCCCGGGAGAACAUCGCUGCCCUGGUGGGCGAGCAGAAGAAGCUGCGCAAGGAGAAGCUGGCGCUGCAGCAGCGCUGUCGCGAGCUGCGCACGCGGGGCCGGCGCCUAGAGGAGACGCUCCCGCGGCGCAUCGGCUCUGAAGAACAGCGCGAGGUGCUCAGCCUUCUGUGCCGCGUGCACGAGCUCGAGGUGGAGAACACCGAGUUGCAGUCGCACGCGCUGCUCCGCGACGGCGCGCUCCGCCACCGCCGCGAGGCCGUGCGUCGCCUGGAGCAGCACCGCAGCCUCUGUGACGAGAUCAUCCAGGGCCAGCGGCAGAUUAUCGACGACUACAACCUGGCCGUCCCCCAGCACCUCGAGGAGCUCUACGAAAUGUACCUGCGGGAACUGGAGGAGGGCAGCCUGGAGCGGGCUACCAUCAUGGACCGUGUGGCCUCCAGGGCCCUGCGGGACAGCUCCUUGCCCAAAAUUGCCCCAGCAGGAGCCAUGCUGACCCCAGAUUCUGACCUGGAGAGCGUGAAGACGCUGAGUUCUGAGGCUCACCGUCUGCAGAACAGCAUCCUGCCCCCCCUCAGCACAGAGAGUGAAGCCAACCACGUGUUCAAGGCCAGUUCCCGGGCCUGGCAGGUGAGGGGCUCCUCUGUGCCCACCCCGCCCCCCAUCCAGAUCGGCAGCCUGGUGACCCAGGAGGCCCCUGCGCUGGACAGCCUGGUCAGCCUGAGCAGUCGGAUCAACUCUUCCCCUGACAGCAGUGAGACUCUGUCGGAGAUGCCCUUGUCCCACAAAGAGCGGAAGCAGAUCCUCACCGGCACCAAGUGCAUUUCGGUGAAGGCGGCGCGACGACGCUCGCGGGCCCUGGGAGCAGAGGGGCGCCACUUGCCGGCGCCCGCGACCGAGCGCAGUAGCCUGUCCCUGCACUCACUGAGCGAGACGGAAGAUGCGCGGCCCUCUGGCCCUCUGGCCUGCAAGCGGCCGCCCAGCCCCGCGCUGCAGCAUGCGGCCAGCGAGGACAACCUGUCCAGCAGCACCAGCGAGGCCCCAGCCCAGGUGUCGGGGCCGCAUGAGGACAGCUCUGAGCCCUGGCUGCGCGGCCAGAAGAAAAGCCCCAGCAAGAAACGGGAGGAGUCGCUGGAGGCCAAGAGAAGAAAGCGGAGGUCCCGAUCCUUUGAGGUCACCGGGCAAGGGCUUUCCCGCCCCAAGAACCACCUCCUGGGGCCCCGUCCCAUGGAGAAUACGUCAGACCACAGGGUGCCCGCCUGUGGGCACCCAGCCCCUGGUGUCCGGCACCCAGGAAAGGUCACGCUGCCUUUGGCCAAAGUCAGACUCCCUCCAAGCCAGAACACCGGCUCUGGGGACCCCUUACCCCUUGCCAUUGCCCCAAACCCAGUUGGCAUUUCCCGACGGGCUACUCGAGGGCCACGCCUGCCCCACGGCACAGGCACCCAUGGCAAAGAUGGACGUUUCCGGCGUAACUGAGGGGCCCUGUCUGGAACUGACCCUCCUGCUCCCCAGACUGAAUGGGGUGUAGCAGAGAAAUGGGAGGUGGAGGCAGGACAGAUGGGGGUGACUGGGGAGCUGGAGCCCAGGAUCUCAGAAGGCCUGGGCUCCUAAGACCCAGGAAUUGUGGGGUGCCUGCCUGACCCUUCCGUGCUUCAGUGCCACUGGGGAAGGGAGGUGAUCCCAAAAGGCAUGGCCAGGACAACA